This is a messenger RNA of Lampris incognitus (smalleye Pacific opah), 1910 nucleotides long. It is a transcript of the gene nit1, whose product is annotated as nitrilase 1. The transcript has 6 exons. Gene Ontology annotation, molecular function: hydrolase activity, acting on carbon-nitrogen (but not peptide) bonds, in linear amides. Bases 129 to 1097 code for a protein of 322 amino acids. The record is from RefSeq and is a predicted model, not a curated record. Lineage: Eukaryota; Metazoa; Chordata; Actinopteri; Lampriformes; Lampridae.
UCCAGUUCAGACGCUGGGCUGGUUUGUGCUGCCUCGACGUGAGGAGGGCGGUUCAAAGGUCACCAGUCGCGGCACUUUGAGAAGAGUCUUGCCGUCACAGGCGGCGGCCGGAGGGAGGAACCAAACUAAUGCUGGCUGCUCUCGGUCUCCGUGCCGGACCCCGGACCGGACGGGAGGUCUGUCAGCUGGGUUGCAGGAGCAGCGGGCUGACCCGCAGGAUGUCCGGCUCGUCCCCCCCGCUGGCUGCGGUCUGCCAGCUCACAUGCAGCCCGGACAAACGGGCCAACUACGCCGCCUGCCGGCGGCUGGUGGAGCAGGCUAAAGAGAGGGGGGCCGGCAUGAUCUUCCUACCGGAGGGCUUCGACUACAUCGGAUCCAGUCGAGAGGAGACCCUGGCUCUGUCCGAGAGCCUGGCGGGCGAUGCAGUCUCCCAGUACACUCGGCUGGCCAGAAAAUUAAAGGUCUGGUUGUCUCUCGGCGGAUUUCACGAACGAGGCCACGAGUGGGAGACGGACCGGCGAAUCUACAACAGUCACAUUAUCAUUAAUGACGAAGGUGACAUAGUAUCUGUGUACAGGAAGUCUCAUCUUUUUGACGUGGAGCUUCCUGGAAGAGGGGUGUCGCUCAAAGAAAGUGCCUUCACCAUCCCCGGCCCUGCUGUCAUGCCCCCCGUCCAGACGCCCAUCGGAAAGGUGGGGCUGGGGAUCUGCUACGAUCUGCGAUUCCCCGAGUUCUCGUUGGCUCUGCAGAGGCAAGGGGCGGAGAUUCUGACCUAUCCGUCAGCCUUCACCAUGGCAACGGGAGCAGCUCACUGGGAGGUGUUGCUGCGUGCGCGGGCCAUCGAGACGCAGUGCUUUGUCCUGGCGGCGGCGCAGGUGGGCCAGCACCACGACAAGCGCUCAUCGUACGGGCACGCGCUGGCGGUGGACCCCUGGGGGACGGUGAUGGAGGACUGCGGAGGCCGGGACGCCGGCGUGGCCCUGGUGGAGAUCGACCUGGAGAAGCUCAGGGAAACCCGGAGGAACAUGCCUGUCCAACGGCACCGCAGAGAUGACAGAUUUUACCGCCGCAUGGAAGAGAACCCCGCAGGGGACUAGGUCGAGAUGCAGCUGUUGCUGCUAUGGCAACCGCAGGUUCGCUAAGAUGGUCCCUGAGGACCUCUUGCUUUGAGUGUACAGGAGACAAAAUAACCAGGGGCGUGGUUUUUAGUCAGGGCGGACACACAAAUAUUUUCAGAUGUUUAUUAUUAAAAAGGACCGUGAAUGGGGGGGAAAACAUGAAAGUUUGAGUGGACAGUUCUACCGAGACGAAACAAUCAUUAUGUGGUUAAACAUCUGAUGAGGAUUAAACACUGUGGAGACUCGAAUAUGUCCAAGGUGUAUUUGUUCUUGACGUUUGAGUCAAAGGCAGAUUUGGGCACAACUCGGUGAGCAGUCGAUUAAGGCGGCAUAAUGAACUGUUUGUCUCGCUACCUCUGCUCUUUCUCCAGUUUCCUCGGGGAAUAUUGCAGAAUUCCGACUUUUGAGUCGAGUCAAUAUCCACGCGGCAGUGGGUAUUCUUAUUUUCCAUUAAUGGAGCUUGUUUUAACAGCUUUGUUGGUGAGUGACGCGCUGCAUGAAGGGGGUGUUAUGUUACGUAGCGAGCAGCAGAUGGCGCUGCUGGGCAGUAGGUGCGCAAGAAACCGAGUCUUGUGUUUUUUUUAACCUUGAGGCAAUAAAACAUUCCUGGCUGUUAAGCGGCGGUUAUUCAUUCAUCUGUGGAUAAAUACGUUCAGCCUUGUAGAACCUGAUAAUGUAAUAACCCUGAUAAUGUAAUAACCCUGAUAAUGUAAUAAAAAAAUGCACUCGAGGCCAUUGAAAAUGCAAUAAAACCUGAUAAUGUAAUAACUUCCUGAUAAUGUAAUGAAAUGA